Acipenser ruthenus (sterlet) is the source of this 5849-nucleotide messenger RNA. Its product is annotated as laminin subunit beta-1-like. Gene Ontology annotation, biological process: substrate adhesion-dependent cell spreading; basement membrane assembly; cell migration. Gene Ontology annotation, molecular function: extracellular matrix structural constituent; integrin binding. NCBI's taxonomy places the organism in Eukaryota, Metazoa, Chordata, Actinopteri, Acipenseriformes, Acipenseridae. The coding region runs from base 241 to 5586 and encodes 1781 amino acids. Gene Ontology annotation, cellular component: laminin trimer. The transcript is spliced from 33 exons. The record is from RefSeq and is a predicted model, not a curated record.
UCCGUUCAAACAAUGUGCCUGGAAGCGCAUGCGCUGUUAGUGCAGGUUUGGAGUUGAAAAAGUUCCAUUAAAAGUUUUGGAAUUGUACGGUUAGGGCGACAGAGCAAAGCGCAGUGAGGACCGUGCGUCAUACACAUUGUAUAUACGGGUUUAAAUUGCAUUGUGUUUUUUUGUUUCUUUCUUUGAACAUUUGGGCUUUUUAAAAGGCAAUUCAAACCCAUGUUAUAAGAGACUAGGAAAAUGUGGAUACUCCAAAUCGCCACGAUUUUAGUUGUCUGGGUGCACGUCCUUGCCCAGGGACCCCAGUUAAGUUACGGCUGUGCUGAGGGAAGUUGCUACCCGGCCACAGGUGACUUGUUGAUCGGAAGAGCGGACCGGCUUUCUUCCACCUCCACCUGUGGUUUGUUAAAACCUGAACCCUUUUGCAUUGUUAGCCAUCUGCAGGAAGAGAAGAAGUGCUUUGUUUGUGAUUCCAAGGAACGGUAUGAUGAGAAUGUAAACCACACAACCAGCCAUGGCAUUGAGAACGUUGUAACAACAUUUGCACAUAACCGUUUAAAAACCUGGUGGCAGUCUGAAAAUGGUUUGGAAAAUGUUACCAUCCAGCUGGAUCUGGAGGCAGAAUUCCAUUUCACUCAUCUCAUUAUGACCUUUAAGACAUUUCGUCCAGCUGCCAUGUUGAUUGAGAGCUCUUCUGAUUUUGGGAGGGCCUGGCAGGUGUACCGUUAUUAUGCAUAUGACUGCGAAUCUGCAUUCCCAGGUAUUUCUGUGGGGCCAAUGAAGAAAGUCAAUGACGUCAUCUGUGACUCCCGCUAUUCGGACAUCGAACCUUCUACAGAAGGAGAGGUUAUCUUUCGAGUCUUGGAUCCCGCUUUUAGAAUUGAUGACCCUUACAGCCCCAGUAUCCAGAAUAUGUUAAAAAUCACCAACCUGCGGAUCAAUCUUACAAGACUACACACCUUGGGAGAUAACUUGCUGGACUCAAGGAUGGAAAUCAAAGAAAAAUACUAUUAUGCCAUCUAUGACAUGGUAGUCCGUGGUAAUUGUUUCUGUUAUGGGCAUGCAAGUGAAUGUGCUCCUAUAGAUGGAACUGGAGAAGAUGUUGAAGGAAUGGUACACGGGCAUUGCAUGUGCAGACACCACACCAAAGGUUUGAACUGUGAGCAAUGUGAGGAUUUCUACCAUGAUCUACCCUGGAGGCCAGCUGAGGGGCGAAACAGCAAUGCUUGUAAAAAAUGUAACUGCAAUGAACACUCAUUCACUUGUCACUUUGAUAUGGCUGUGUACAUGUCCACGGGAAACGUCAGUGGAGGGGUAUGUGACAGUUGUGAGCACAACACUAUGGGACAUAACUGUGAACAAUGCAAGCCUUUCUUUUACCAACAUCCAGAGAGAGAUAUCCGUGACCCCAUCAUCUGUGAACAAUGUAACUGUGACCCAGUUGGUUCCCACAAUGGUGGAAUCUGCGAUCGCUACACUGACUUCUCUACUGGUCUCAUUGCUGGACAAUGUCGCUGCAAACCAAAUGUUGAGGGCGAGCGUUGUGAUCAGUGUAAAGAAGGGUUCUAUGGGUUAAGUGAUGAUCCCUUGGGGUGUCAGCCUUGUACAUGCAGUCCUUUGGGAACGCUUCCUGGAGGAAAUCCAUGCAAUGUAGAGACAGGAAACUGUUACUGCAAACGCUUGGUAACUGGGAGGAACUGUGACCAGUGUCUGCCACAACACUGGGGACUGAGCAACGACCUGGAUGGGUGCAGGUCUUGUGACUGUGACCAUGGUGGAGCGCUCAACAACAACUGUUCUGCAGCAACCGGACAGUGUGAGUGUAGGGAGCAUAUGUUCGGACGCCAGUGCAGCGAAGUUGAAUCUGGGUUUUACUUUAUUGCACUCGAUCAUUAUACGUACGAGGCAGAGGAUGCCAACUUUGGCCCAGGAGUGAGCAUAGUCCAGAGACCCUAUCCUCAAGAUCGGACACCAACUUGGACAGGAAUCGGGUUUGUGAAUGUUCCAGAAGGAGCCUAUCUAGAAUUCUAUAUUGACAACAUCCCCACUUCAAUGGAGUAUGAUAUUCUAAUACGCUAUGAACCUCAGUUACCAGAUAAGUGGGAAGAAGCCGUAAUAACUGUUGUUCGCCCAGACAUCAUUUCUACCAGCAGCAGAUGUGUGAAUACAGUGCCUGAUGAUGACAACCAGGUGGUAUCUCUGCAUCCAGGUUCCAGAUAUGUAGUCCUGCCACGCCCUGUGUGUUUUGAGCAGGGACUGAAUUAUACUGUCCGCCUGCAUCUGCCACUUUACUCCCCUCUGAAUGAUGUCCAAUCCCCAUACACAUUGAUUGAUUCUAUUGUACUCAUGCCUCACUGCAAUGCAUUAGAAAUGUUUACCAGUGGUUCAGGGGAGGAUGUUGCUACAAACAGUGCCUGGGAAACCUUCCAGAGAUACCGCUGCCUGGAAAACAGUCAAAGCGUGGUGGAAACUCCAAUGACUGACAUCUGCAGAAACAUCAUCUUUAGUAUUUCUGCACUGCUUCAUCAAGGAGCGUUGUCCUGUCAGUGUGAUCCUCAAGGGUCUCUUAGCACAGUGUGCAACCCCAGUGGAGGGCAGUGUCAGUGCAGGCCUAAUGUGAUUGGGAGAAACUGUGAUAAAUGUGCUCCUGCGACCUACUUGUUUGGACCCAGUGGCUGUAGAUCCUGUGAAUGUAACCCCCAGGGCUCUUAUAACUCGUUCUGCCAUGUUGAGACUGGACAGUGCCAGUGUAUCCCUGGAGCCUAUGGCCGUCAGUGUGAGAGAUGUCUGCCGGGAUACUGGGGAUUUCCCAACUGUCGUCCCUGCAAUUGCAAUGGGCAUACCGACCACUGCGACCCCCAGACUGGAGAGUGUGUGGGCUGUAAGGAUCAAACCACAGGCCGCACCUGUGAUAGGUGUUUAACAGGUUACUAUGGCAAUCCAAUUCUCGGGUCAGGUGAUCACUGCCGGCCUUGUCUUUGUCCAGAUGGCCCCAACAGUGGACGCCAAUUUGCUAGCAGUUGUUACCAGAGCCAAGAUUCCCUCCAAGUUUCUUGUGCAUGCAGCGAGGGAUAUGCAGGUGCCAGGUGUGAUGACUGUGCUCCAGGUUACUAUGGUAACCCAGAGGAAGUAGGAGGAGUGUGUAAGCCGUGCCAAUGUAACAACAAUAUUGACAUGUUGGAUUCGGGUUCCUGUGAUGCACGUACAGGAAUUUGUCUGAAAUGCCUCUACCACACUGAGGGUGGAAGCUGCGAGCGAUGCAAGCUUGGCUACUACGGAGAUGCUCUGACACAAACCUGCAGAAAGUGUGUUUGUAACUACCUGGGUACAGUGAAUGAUACCUGCCCCUCUUCAAAUGAAUGCCACUGUGACCUCAACAGUGGUCAGUGCCAGUGUCUCCCGAACGUGAUUGGGCAGAAUUGUGAUCAGUGUGCUACAGACACUUGGAAUCUGGCCAGUGGGAAUGGGUGUGAGGAUUGUGACUGUGAUGAAACACGUUCCUUUGGAUCAUCUUGCAAUGAGUUAACAGGUCAAUGUGUGUGCAAGCCUGGAUUUGGAGGUCGUGCUUGCAACAACUGCCAGGAGCUUUUUUGGGGAGAUCCUGCUGAGGAAUGCAAAGCUUGUGACUGUGAACCCAGUGGCGUCCAGACACCCCAGUGUGACCGCACUGAUGGGAACUGUAUCUGCGAAGAAGGAAUCGCAGGUCCGCGUUGUGAUAAAUGUGCUAGAGGCUACUCUGGCGUUUUCCCAGACUGUGUGCAAUGUCAUCGGUGCUUUGCUGAGUGGGACGUUAUCAUUGGAGACCUAACCAAUAAGACCCACAAGCUUGUGAAGAAAGUGAACUCCAUCAAAGCAAGUGGCAUUACUGGACCCUACCAAGACACAGUAAACGCAAUCGAGCAAAGGGCCGAUGAUAUCAGAAGUCUUCUAGCUCAGAAUCCUGCCGCCCAGCCUCUCAAUGACAUUCAAAACCUCCUGGAAGAGGCAGAGAAACUGAUCACGGAAGUUAACAAAAAUGUACAAAAUAUAGAACUGGAACUUGCUGCUACGUCAGCCAAUAACAACAACACAAACACUGAGCUAGAUGACCUUCAGAAAGAAUCUCAGAAUUUGAACAAAGUGGUUAAUGACUUGGCAGAGCAGCUGGAAUUUGUCAAGAAUUCUGACAUCCAAGGAGCUUUAGACAGUGUCAACAAGUAUUUUCAGCAGUCUAUGGAUGCUGAAUCACGGGUAAAUACUUCCACUACUGACCCAGAUAACACAGUAGAACAAUCCUCUGCCAUUCGCCAGCAAGUGGAAGACUUAAUUAAUGAGACUCGGAUUCAGUUUGAGGAAAACCAAGAGAAUUAUACUAAACAUUUAGAUGAUCUUGCUGCUCAGCUACAAACCCUAGACCUGUUUGAAGUCAAUGAAAAGACUUGUGGAAGUUCUGGAGCCUCUUGUACUGAAGGACAGUGUGGGGGUUUAAGCUGUCGUGAUGAAGAUGGAACCAUGAAAUGUGGAGGCGAGGGCUGUGAUGGUCUUGUUACUUUGUCUCACAAUGCUUGGAAGAAAGCUGUGGACUUUGACAGAGAAAUUCUAAAUGCCUUGGCAGAGGUGGACCAACUGUCUAAAAUGGUUUCUGAGGCAAAACUGAAAGCUGAUGAGGCCAAGCUAAAUGCACAGGAAGUUCUCCACAAAACAAACUCAACCAAACAGAAAGUGGAUAAAAGCAACGAAGACCUAAGAAAUUUAAUCAAGCAAAUCCGCGAGUUCUUGACACAGGAUGGUGCGGAUCUUGAAAGCAUUGAGGCUGUUGCUAACGAAGUGUUGAAAAUGCAGAUGCCUACUACCCCGCAACAGCUUCAGGAAUUAACUGAUGACAUUAGGGAGCGAGUGGAAAGUUUGUCUGAUGUGGAGAUAAUCUUGAACCAGAGUGCUGACGAUAUUCACAGAGCUGAGACUCUGCUUGGUGAUGCCAGAAAAGCAAGUAAAGAAGCAACAGAUGUCAAGAAUACAGCUGACAUGGUAAAGGAAGCCCUGGAGGAAGCUGAAAAAGCCCAGAAUGCUGCAGAGAAAGCAAUUAAACAGGCUGAUGUUGACAUUAGAGGGACUCAGGAUUUGUUGACCUCGAUUGAAUCAGAGACUGCAGCUUCAGAGAGCAGACUAAACAAUGCAACCCAAAGACUUGCUCAGCUGGAGAAGGAUAUUGGUGAUCUAAAACAGAAGGCAUCUGACAACACAGACACGGCUGAAGAGAUUGAGAAAUCGGCAGAUAAAGUUAAGCAUGAUGCAGAGGAAGCUAAAAGGGAAUUGGAUGAUGAACUGAAGAACAAAUAUGAUGAUGUAGAAGUUCUAAUAGUCCAAAAGUCAGAAGGUGUGGCUGAUGCAAGGCAGAGGGCAGAGGCACUUCAAAAUGAAGCAAAACAAUUGCUAUCGCAUGCUGGCGGCAGACUCCAGGAACUAAAAGAUUUAGAGAAAACAUAUGAAGAUAACCAGAAAACCUUAGAAGAUAAAGCAAAGCUUUUAGUUGAGCUUGAGGAGGCAGUACGCUCACUUUUGCAGAUUAUCAGCCAGAAAGUUGCUGUAUAUAGCACCUGCUUGUAACAAACAUGAUGCUUUUCCAUGAAUAAUAUACCUAAUGAGUGAAGUAUAUUCUUAAAGCUUUAAGAAAGCAGGUCCAACAUUAACUAAUGAAAUGUGCAAUUAAACAAAAAAAAUCCAAAGAGAAUGCAUUUUUACAAUAUAUUUGACAAGUAAUGUUUGUAAAGAAACCAGGGUCAAAGGGACCAAAUGCUAUAAUUGUAUUGUAAAACAUGCACAAACAUUUUGUAAAAGUCCAGUCAUUAUUAAAGGUGUUUUUAAAGAAA